Molecule: messenger RNA, 391 nt
Organism: Rhipicephalus microplus (southern cattle tick)
Lineage: Eukaryota; Metazoa; Arthropoda; Arachnida; Ixodida; Ixodidae
Product: THAP domain-containing protein 10
Molecular function (GO): sequence-specific DNA binding
Source: RefSeq, a predicted model, not a curated record
GCAUGGGAUGUGGGCCCGCUGUCCCGGUGGCUAACCACGUGGUCAGAAUGGUCAAGAGGACGACGACGACAGACAAACGGAAGGCUGAUGCAAUGACUCAGUGCGCAGUUCCCAUGAUGUCCAGGGCCACUGCGGCUUACAUAGACAAAAACACGAAAACGACCACAGUAUGCUUGCAAACGGGAUGCAUCACGGCGGAAGUUGGGCCGGAAAAGGCUGAUGCAUCAACGCAGUGCGCGGUGCGAAUGACGAUGAAGGCCACCCAAGCAUUAUCCCAUCCACGGGGCUCGAGGACGGUGGCCGUGCAGACCAUGAUCAGCAUGGCAAACGAACAAUUGAGUGGGUGUGCAUCAACACCUUAUGGUGUAAUGUAUUUUCGUUGACUGUAAAU